GAGAGAGAGAGAACGCUUCUUCCGGUGCUCAAUUGUUCCUGUCUGAGCAGACUCGACUUUUUCUGUCUGUAAGAUCCAACAUGGCGGCGUCUACAGCUUCACGUGAGCUCUUCACGGACGGAGUCAGAGCGGUUCUGCACACCUGGCCUGUUCUACAGAUUGCCGUGGACAACGGGUUUGGUGGGUUGUACGGGCAGCAGAAAGCAGAUUGGAUGGUUGAUGUGGUCCAGCAGUAUUUCCAUGACAAUGCUGACCUGCAGCAGUAUGAGGUGGAGGACUUCAUCGCUCAGCUGAUGGAUCAGGAAUUUGACACAGUGGUGGAUGAUGGGAGUUUACCUCAGGUGUCUGUCAGUCUGCUGCAGGUGUUCAGUCAGUGGCAGCAGGGGGCACUGCAGCAGCUCAAACAUACCAUCAACUCUCUGACACAGAAGACAAGUCAGAGGGCAAAGGUCACAGCUCCAGCCACACAGUCUGAUGAUGACAGUGAUGAUGAAACACAGGUGAUGGACUGCGAGUCAUCCAGUCCAUCAGUCAGCAGGACAGAACCUCGUCCUCCUUGUCAAGAUGAAGAGGACGGCUGGACGGUGGUCCAGAAGAAGAAGUGAUGAAGAGCACAGAGCGCAGAAUGAACUGUUGACCUUUGACCCUCAACAUGGGACUGUAAACAACUUUUCUAGUGGAUGAUGAACUGUUACCGUCGUCGUGGCGAUCUGAGUGCAGAGGGGAUGCCAUCUUUCCAGAGGAGUCUGUUUUUAUAUUAAAUGUGUUGAAGCUGC
This is a messenger RNA of Acanthopagrus latus (yellowfin seabream), 776 nucleotides long. It is a transcript of the gene tsr2, whose product is annotated as TSR2 ribosome maturation factor. Bases 81 to 605 code for a protein of 174 amino acids. The record is from RefSeq and is a predicted model, not a curated record. Gene Ontology annotation, biological process: maturation of SSU-rRNA from tricistronic rRNA transcript (SSU-rRNA, 5.8S rRNA, LSU-rRNA). Gene Ontology annotation, cellular component: nucleus. Lineage: Eukaryota; Metazoa; Chordata; Actinopteri; Spariformes; Sparidae. The transcript is spliced from 5 exons.